Molecule: messenger RNA, 1812 nt
Organism: Rhodofomes roseus
Lineage: Eukaryota; Fungi; Basidiomycota; Agaricomycetes; Polyporales; Fomitopsidaceae
Exons: 12
Coding region: 1-1812 (603 amino acids)
Molecular function (GO): flavin adenine dinucleotide binding; monooxygenase activity
Source: RefSeq, a predicted model, not a curated record
AUGGAUCUACGUGCAGACGACUCCGCGCGGGCCGUCGAUAUUGCGAAGCAUUGGCUAGGCCGCCUGGAACAGUCGUCUGUGGCAGGGGACGUCGUCGCGUUCAGCAACCUGUUCGCCCCCGAGGGAUGGCUCAAAGAUAUGUUAUGUCUCUCAUGGGACUUCCGCAGCUUGUCUGGCAAGCAGAAGAUCGCCUCCUACGUAUCCGAGAAGCCCAGCGGUACGACGCGCCUCGCUCGCGCGGGACUCCAUGACGUCGAAGUCGAGCUCUCCUCCACCUUAGGUCCUCCGAGCUUCGAGUCCAUGCCGCUGGCGUCGGAUGGCCAAGGAGUACGCGCGACGUUCCGUUUCGUCUUGUCGUCUCCACUGGCGAAGGGCAGAGGAUACGCGUAUCUCGUGGAGGACGCAUCGGAAUGGAAGGCUUUCAUCCUGAUGCUCAGCUUGCGAGACUUGAUCGGCCAUGAGGAGCCUUGCGAACGCCCGUUGGGUAUCUUCCCUGACCACGCUACGUGGGAGGAAGUUCAGGCGAGACGUGCUGUUGCUACGGAAGCGGACCCUACGGUAUUGAUUGUUGGUGGCGGUCUAACAGGACUGUCGUGUGCAGUGCGACUGACGAGACUGGGCGUCCGCGCGCUCGUCGUCGAGAAAGACGGCCGCAUUGGUGAUGUGUGGAGGAAACGAUACCGAUCACUGCGGCUGCACUCGCCGGCUCAUUCGUGUGAGGUCAUGUCAGAGUACCCCUGGCCUCGGUUGUACCCGAAGUACAUAUCCAAGGAAAAGGUCGCAAAUCAGCUCGAAUACUUUGCGAUGGGUGAAGACCUCGUCAUCUGGACCUCGAGUACGCUCCUCCCUACGCCCCAAUAUGACGAGGCUGUCCAGCGCUGGACUGCGACUGUUGAUCGUGCUGGUACUAAGACGGUCCUGCGGCCUAAGCAUAUCAUCGUGGCGACAGGCUACGGCGAACCGAGCGUUCCUCGCUUGCGUGGGGCGGAUGCGUUUAAGGGAGUGAUGUACCACGCGAGCGAGCACCGUGGUGCGGCGCCGUUCCGGGACAAGAAGGUCGUUGUCGUCGGAGCGGGCAAUACAGCAUUUGACAUAUGCCUCGACUUCUUCGUCAAGGAAGCGAGCAGCGUGACGCUCCUGCAACGCAGCCCGACCUGCGUCAUGUCCGUGCAGACGUCCGACGAGCUCUUCCACAGCGUGAGCUACCCGGAGAAGUACGCCAUCGAUGACGCCGACUUCAACGCGCAGCACAUGCCGCUGCCCUUCCUCUUCAAGCUGCAGGCCGCCGUCGGCGUGCCUGUGCAGAAGGCGAAGGACAAGGCGCUGCUCGACGGGCUGGCGCGCGCGGGCUUCCAGCUUACCUGGACGGUGGACGGGGACAGCGAGGAGCUCGGCAUACCGGGGUUUGUGAUGAAGAGAUUGGGUUCGGGCGCGCUUCUGGACACGGGGUGCGGGCAGCUCAUCGUCGAUGGGAAGGUCAAGGUGCAGCACGGCGAGAUCGACACCCUCGAGGGCGACGCCGUCGUGCUCACCGACGGGACGCGCAUACCCGCAGACGUCCUCGUCCUAGCGACGGGCCACCGGCCAGCGAUCGAGACGAUCACGUCGCUCUUCGGCGCGUCGAUCACGGACAAGAUCGGCACGCGGGUGUGGGACCUGGACGCGGAGGGCGAGCACGCGAACGCGUACCGCCCAACGAGCCAGCGCGGGCUGUGGGUCGCGAUGGGCAUGUUCGGGCAUCCGCGCUAUCUGAGCAAGUAUCUGGCAUUGCAGAUCUUGGCGGAGGAGUUGGGUGUUAAGGAGGAGAGGUAA